AUGUCGUCCACAACAAACCGACCAGCUCUAUCUAGAGAUUAUCCAUCAUCCACCGCGGAACCUUCCAAGCUAUUCAGAUGGCCAGGAGGUGAUUGGGAGUCUACCAAGGCGGUCAGAGAAGUACUGGAGGAGAACAAUCGGGGGUAUGAUAUUUACGAAUCGGCGAGAUUCGCACAUAAUCAUUUCCCUCAUUCUGCGCUUACUCGAUAUACCCUAGGAGCGCCAGCUCAGCUUAUCAGGAAUACCUGGACACUUGAUCGACCUCAUCUCGUAUCGCUCGAUCCUAACGACAAGAGUAGGAAAAAGGAAGAAGUCAAGGACGUUCCCGAUAAGAUCGAAAGUGCGAACUGGGGUGAUGAGAGAUAUCUAGGUAUGAAGGGUGCCUAUGCUCGCUAUCUUACUUUUUUCCAUCAGGAGAUUGCUAGGCUAGGUCCUUUAGAGACUCUGAAUAAAUACGUGUUUUCACCAUCGGCAAACUGGGAGAGAUGGAAGAACGUCAAUGGCGAGGAGAAUGAACCUCCCAUGAUGAUCGAUCGAUUAGUUGGUGGUCUGUUCCAUCCGUUCAUUCAUGUCGGAUUUGGGCUGGAGUUCAACGAUCGGGUGGUACUAGCUGAAGGUCUCGCCGAAACCGCUAUUCACUCUGACGAGCUGAACCUCCCCCUCAUCACUCCGCAAUACGCCCAUGAGAUCAUCCAUCCCUCACAUCCAAUCCCCGAUCAUCUCCGUAGACCCCCAAGGGAGGUUCCAGAAUCUGAGGAUUGUCUCUCCCCCGAUUGCGCCAGAGAGCCUAGACUGGGCAGAUCGUUGUUAGAGAUAUACUCUAUCUUACUCCAUUCCCCUGAUUUGGCGCCUGUACCGUACGAUGAGAACUCGAGUAUCAAUGACAGGAUCAAAUAUGCUACUGAAGGUGGUAAGGCGGAAAACGUCAGGAAAUUGGCUGAAGAUUGGAGUCUGACUGAUGAAGAGCUGAAUGACGAUAAGGAUGGCUGGAAGAGGAAGUUCGAAGAAGUGGCGAUAUUGGUCACGCUCUUGGCUUGUGGGACGGGUAGAAAAGUAAAGGAGUUGAAGAUUGAUUUCUUCUUGAUGCACACCCUCACUUCAUCUAUCUUCGUACCCACCUACAUGCCAAUCCUGUCCAUCCCCAAUAGGAGAUUGCUCCUAAAAGCAUAUUUAUUGGUUCUUCUUAACACCGCAAUAGCUAGGGGGCGACCUGCUAUUGAUCCAGAAUUAAUCAUGUCAUACGAUCCAUUCCCUGUAGCACCUGGAUCAAAAGGACUAGUCAAGCCUCAAAGAGGCGCUGUGGUCGGAUCACCUGAUAAGAAGGACAGUAGAAAUCCGUGGAUGGGUAUAGUAGAAAGUAGUUUGGCUUAUCCCGACUCGCACGUACCUAAAGCUAUCCGAUCGCUCGUAUAUUUCGCAGAAUUGUACGGAUCGACCAGACCUGGAUGUUUCAUCGGCUCGUACCUCUCUGGAGGACAGACACACGAGACGAUCCCUGGACUGGCUCAAGUGGAUGGAACGGUAUUUGUCAGAGCUGCUGGGGCGAUCAUGAAUCAGAUGGGAUGGACUAGAGAAGGUCAAAACGAAGGAGAUUGGGAGUUUAGUCCAGUGGGGUAUGAUGAGGUCUGGAAAUGA
Molecule: messenger RNA, 1635 nt
Organism: Kwoniella mangroviensis CBS 8507
Lineage: Eukaryota; Fungi; Basidiomycota; Tremellomycetes; Tremellales; Cryptococcaceae
Exons: 6
Coding region: 1-1635 (544 amino acids)
Molecular function (GO): oxidoreductase activity
Source: RefSeq, a predicted model, not a curated record